CCAUAAAUUCUUUUCGAUUCAAUUCAAAGACGUGUUAACUGUUAACUCCUACGUGAUUCAUAGUAAAUUCUUUCGAUCUGAAAUACCUUUCUUAACAGAGUCGCUAUUCCCAAUUUAAAAAAGGGUGCUGUUUCAUACUGAGCAUUCUCAAACUCGAGUCUCUGGGCAUCAGUUUCUAUUUCUAGCGUUCGUAACUCUAGCUUUUCGGCAUCAUCGUGUAAGGAAAAUAUUCCAUCUUUGCAUCACCCUAGUCAUGGAUUUCAGAGAUAACACAAAGCCAGCUAGUGUCCCACCACUGGGUCUUAUUUAUAGUGGAUAUGGUGGCAAAAGCUCUGCAGAAGAUCUAGCAUGGGCCGAUUCCUGCCUUUGUCCAGAUGCUGAACUAUCACAGGGUGGCUUGAAUUCAUUCGGAAAUGCCUUUGCCUUAUUAGGGAUUCAUGGUUCCAAACUGAAAUCUUCCGUUGAAGAAAAUGUUGAAUUUCGUGAAGCAGGUGAAAGAAAGUUUUUUCUCAAUAAAAAAGGUAGAAACUCACAAGUGUCAGAUGAAAUAACAUCUGUUGAUUCUCUAAGAAAUGAACAAGAGGGGGGAAACAUGAUAGAUUAUGAUCAGAUCAGUGAAACAACUGAUACUUUGAACACAAGAUUUAACUUGGAUAAUGUUUUCCUUCCUACGUACAAUGAAAACCAGAUGAUAUUCGCAACUGUUGAUCCUGAGCUAGACUCGAUAUUUCCAGCAUUUGUGGAGGACCAGCCAGCUGAUAACAUCUUUAAGGUGUGGGAACUAGACAUCCCAGACGAGGAAGAUGAACUCAUUGGACAAGUGAAAAAAGCCGUAGCUGAGAGCGCCUUAGAGCCUGAAGCUUCCGUCUCUAAACGUUCUGUAGUGUGGAUAGAAUCGGAUGCUCCAUCACUUGAUGAUCUCAUUUCAGGCAUUGAUGACCUGUCUUUGAGCAGGGAGUCCAGCUAAAGGCUAACCAAUGAUCUCAUUGUUUUAGUUAUGCUAAUUCUAUGUUAUGGUUUUCAUGGCAUAGCCCUACUUAUGUGUGAGUUUAUUCCAAUAUAUCUACAGAGCAUACGAUUUUACCCAUGUACAUGAUUAUUCUACUUGUGAAUCUUAAUCAAAAGAUCUUUUAUCAUUUUGUAUCAUGUCAUUUGCUCAAUGACAAAUGAUCAUGGCACAACAGCCCUCUCUAGAAGUCUAGAGGGACUAAGCGUGAAGAUUAAUACUCUUAAGUUCCUAAUCAAGAUUUAUUCUCUAAGAUUGAAA
Molecule: messenger RNA, 1267 nt
Organism: Cuscuta epithymum
Lineage: Eukaryota; Viridiplantae; Streptophyta; Magnoliopsida; Solanales; Convolvulaceae
Source: the annotation of a GenBank genome assembly